AUGGCACGGCGUGUGGCCGCUGUCACCCUCUUGCUCUUGGCCAAGACCUGGGCUGAGCUUGAAAGUCUUCCGGAGGACUGUGAGGACUCGGAGUGCUCACUGUCACUGCGCCAGCUGAGGGGUGAGCAAACCCUGGCCGCCAUCGCAGAACACCGGGAGCGUGAGGAUCCCUUUGAUGAGCCUGCAGACAUCGACUCCGAAGAAGCUGAGUCAAAGCCCACGAGGCCAAGAGAGCCUGUGGCGGAUAGGUGGGGCAACAUGACGCAGGAAGCUUGGGAAGAGAAGCAGGGCGGCAUGUGCUGCUUCUCAGGAGACGACCCCAGCAAUGUUUGUGGCACCUGCUUUCCAUCGUCCGUGGCCUCUUACAAGAACUCCUGUUCCAGGAAGAGCACCUGCGGAUCGUGCGGCGGGUCAUGGUGCGAACCCAAAUGCGUCAUGGGGGCAGCAGAUCCAAACAACAAGUGUGGAACUGCAUUUGAGACGGGCACCGCCAAGAGUGAUACCUAUUGCGGCAAGUCAGCCAAGAAUUGUGCAUCUUGCAAUGGAGAAUGGUGCAAGCGCGGCAUCACCAAGCAAACGCCCAAAGUCGAGGGCAAGCCUAGCCCUGUGAAUGCCGUCUCGAGUGCUUCGGGCUUCUGCUGCUACCGGGGUGACGGUCUUGCCAAGAACAUGUGUGGCGGAUGCGCAGAUAUCUCGCAAGAUGCCGCUUGCACCAGCGUGGGAGGCUGCAGCAGUUGUGGUGGCACCUGGUGCCCUGGACCGAGGUGCAUCAAAGCCUCCAAGGAUAAGGCAGAUCCCUGUAACACGGCUUUCGGUCCGGACUCUGUGGCAUCUGAGCAGGACUACUGCUCCAAGUCCGAGGAGCACUGUGGCUCCUGCCACGGAGCUUGGUGUGCCGCCUACAACAUCUCUUUUGUGACGGGUGAGAAGUUUGACCCUAGCAAGCCCCUGAAGAUGCCUGGGGAUGACGAAGAGGACGAGGACGUGGAUGAUGUGGAGGAAGUUGCUGACCCAGGAUCCGCUGAGACUAUUUCGGAACUCUUCCCAGACGGCCUGCCCCACAAGAAGGCCUAG
Molecule: messenger RNA, 1074 nt
Organism: Symbiodinium pilosum
Lineage: Eukaryota; Dinophyceae; Suessiales; Symbiodiniaceae
Source: the annotation of a GenBank genome assembly